GCACGGGUACCCGGACAAAUUGCCAAGUUCUCUGCUCAGCUCGUCGACAGGAGAACGGUUCGCAACAAACAUGCGGAUCGCGUGCCUACUGCUGCUGCUUCUCGGCGCCCUGUGUCAGGGCCACGCGGUGCCCACGGAUGGCGAGCAGGACGACGUCCAAGCACAGGAGGACUUUGACGCCUCGCGGUUCCUGGGCACGUGGUACGUGACCGCCUUGGCCAGCAACUGCAACUACGUGGCCAAGUACACCAAGCUCAGCAGGAGCUUUAAGAUGGAGCUGGAGGCCAGCGAGGAGGAAAACAAGUUCACCGUCACGUCCACCAAGUCCAAAAAUGGUGAAUGCUACCAGCACGUUUCCACCUACGAGCUGAUUGAAAAUGGGAAAUUCUUCACCAUUACAAAAUGGAGACACUCGAGGCACAUGACCCUGACGGUCAUACGCACCGACUACGAGAAGUACGCAAUACUCUACUACGGCAAAGUUAAGGAGGGCAAAAUCAUACGGACCAUGCGCAUGCUGGCCAGAUCACCGGACGUCAGCGAGGAUCUCAUGAACGAAUUCCGCAGUUUGAGCCUGGAGAUGGGACUCGCAGAGGAGAACGUCUUCCCACUGCCUUACACCGACGAGUGCAUCGCUGGAGAACAGGGUUUGAUUCUGGUGCCACGCACUCUGUAGGAGUAAACAACCUCCAAUGUCUACCCGCGUAGAACAAGACAGAUCCUCAUUAAAAAGACGUGAACAUCGCUUAAGCCGCACAUAUAGACGCAAAUGACAUCAAGCAUGUAAGAUAUGUUGACACAGGGCAGAUUAUUAUUUCCCAUAGCAGUGCUUGGACCAUCGCUGUCAGUUGGCACGUGUUGGCUGUCGGUAUUUCCAGAUGGAAUACCUCCACGAUCAUAUUCUGCCGCAUUUAUUUUAGAACUGUAACAUAUCUCAAAAGAAGUGUGAAUAAAUGACUGCCACAAUGAAAUUACGAAAAUAAAGCUGAUUUGUGCACUGCA
Messenger RNA from Lethenteron reissneri (Far Eastern brook lamprey), 1002 nucleotides. RefSeq names its product protein AMBP-like. The record is from RefSeq and is a predicted model, not a curated record. NCBI's taxonomy places the organism in Eukaryota, Metazoa, Chordata, Hyperoartia, Petromyzontiformes, Petromyzontidae.